This is a messenger RNA of Malus domestica (apple), 1455 nucleotides long. The record is from RefSeq and is a predicted model, not a curated record. NCBI's taxonomy places the organism in Eukaryota, Viridiplantae, Streptophyta, Magnoliopsida, Rosales, Rosaceae.
AUGGAAAUAUGGGAAUGCCCUAAUCUAGAGGCUAUUCCCAGUUUAGACAACCUCACAUCCCUCACUAUAUUGAAUAUUAUGAGAUGUGAUGGAUUAAUAAGUCUACCGAGUGGGCUUGCAUACUGCACAUCUCUUACCCAUUUGCUUGUUAGUGAAUGCUCCAAUUUGAUAUCUCUGGCGGAUCAAAAUGUGUCCAGCUUGCAAUUUCUUUCCUCUUUACAAUUAUCUUUUUGUGGGAAAUUGCAAUAUUUGCCCAAGGGGCUGCACUCUCUAUCUCGUUUGAAAGUGUUGUGGAUCGGUGCCUUCUGCCAAGAGCUCGAUUCUUUCCCGGAUAUUCAGGUCCCAUCGAAACUUGAAGAAUUAAGAUUGUACGGGUGGCCUAAGCUCAAGUCUCUGCCUCCGCAAAUUCAACACUCUGCUUCUCUAACUAAGUUGGAAAUUCGGAAAUUCGAUGGUCUGGAGGCUCUUCCAGAGUGGUUGGGCAACCUCACAUCUCUUACUAAGUUGUCGAUUCGGAAAUGUAAGAACCUGAUGUAUCUGCCUACGGUCGAAGCUAUGCCCAAAUUACAUGAGCUACUGAUUGGACGGUGUCCCCGUCUGGAAGAAAGAUGCGCCAAGGACAGCGGCCCAGAAUGGCCAAAGAUUUCUCACAUUCCAGAUCUGAGAUACACUUUUGUACAAGGUUGUGUUUCUUCUCACUGUGUGCAUGUCCUCUCAACUCACACGGUUUUAUCAGACCAAUUUUAUGGAAGCGAUUUUGGUCUGUCCAUGGUUUUUCCCAGUGACACUGAGACUCUGGUGGCAUCAGUCAUGGGCACAGCAAGAUACGCUUUUGUAGAAGGCUGUGUUUCUUCUCACUCUGUGCAGGUUGAGCUUGUGAUGAGUAUCCAUCAUAGAAACUUGGCCUCGCUUACUGGAUACUGUGACGAUACCGACAACUUGGCACUUAUGUACGAGUACAUGCCCAAUGGAAACCUAAAAGAAUAUCUCUCAGAUAGAAGCUCACAUAUGACUUGGGAAAUGAAACUUCGGAUGGCUUUAGAUAUUGCGCUAGGGCUACACUACUUGCAUAAAGAAUGCAAUCCACAUAUUGUGCAUAGAGAUGUAAAGACUGCCAAUAUUCUCUUGAGCAAAAACUUGGAUGCAAAAAUAGUAGAUUUCGGUAUGUCCAUGGUUUUUCCCAAUAACAACGAGACUCAUGUGGCAUUAAUCGUGGGCACAACAGGGCAUCUUGAUCCUGAGUACUAUAAUUAUGAAAGGUUGAAUGAAAAAUUUGAUGUUUAUAGUUUUGGGGUAGUUCUAUUAGAGAUAAUUACUGGCCAACCUGCAAUCAUAGAAAGUGAUGAUCUUGUCCACAUAGUGGAGUGGGUGAAUCCUGAGUUCCAGAAUGGGGAUUUAACGACUAUUUUGGAUCGAAGGAUUCGAGGAGAGUUCGAUGUGAAUUCGGUUCCAUGA